Notechis scutatus (mainland tiger snake) is the source of this 3386-nucleotide messenger RNA. The record is from RefSeq and is a predicted model, not a curated record. Lineage: Eukaryota; Metazoa; Chordata; Lepidosauria; Squamata; Elapidae.
AGUGUCAACGCUCUAUAAAGUAUGAAGAGAGUCCCCCUAUAGUGAAGGAAACAUGGCAGAUAAGAGGAAGCUACAAGGUGAGAUCGAUCGGUGUCUCAAAAAGGUAUCGGAAGGUGUGGAGCAGUUUGAAGAUAUCUGGCAGAAGCUCCAUAAUGCAGCGAAUGCCAAUCAGAAGGAGAAAUAUGAAGCCGAUCUGAAAAAGGAGAUUAAGAAGCUCCAGAGAUUGAGGGACCAGAUCAAGACAUGGGUUGCAUCCAAUGAGAUUAAAGACAAAAGGCAGCUAAUAGACAACCGGAAAAUCAUUGAGACGCAAAUGGAGCGGUUCAAGGUAGUGGAACGUGAGACCAAGACAAAAGCCUACUCUAAAGAGGGUUUGGGCCUGGCCCAGAAAGUGGACCCAGCCCAGAAGGAGAAAGAGGAAGUUGGGCAGUGGCUGACGAAUACAAUAGACACCUUGAAUAUGCAGGUGGAUCAGUUUGAGAGCGAAGUAGAGUCACUCUCGGUCCAGACGCGCAAGAAGAAAGGAGACAAGGAUAAGCAAGACCGGAUUGAGGGCCUGAAGCGGCACAUUGAGAAGCAUCGGUACCACAUCCGGAUGCUGGAGACAAUUCUGCGCAUGCUGGACAAUGACUCCAUCAACGUGGACUCUAUCCGCAAAAUCAAGGACGAUGUGGAGUAUUACGUAGAUUCUUCGCAAGACCCCGAUUUUGAGGAGAAUGAGUUUCUCUAUGAUGACCUCGACUUAGAAGACAUUCCACAGGCACUGGUAGCCACUUCCCCACCCAGCCAUAGUCACAUGGAAGAUGAGAUGUUCAACCAGUCCAGCAGUACACCCACCUCAACCACAUCCAGCUCCCCAAUCCCGCCCAGCCCUGCAAACUGCACAACGGAGAACUCUGAAGAUGAUAAGAAACGAGGACGGUCAACAGACAGUGAAGUCAGCCAAUCCCCAGCAAAGAACGGUUCAAAAGGCCUCCACCAGCCUCCUCCCACCAUCCCUCCCAGCUACCCGAUGGGCGGCAGCUCUAGCACAUCAUCCUCCGUGGGCAAUGGGCCUGACUCCAACAGCAACGGGGCAAUCGCUGGCAGUGGGAAUGCAAGCAACAAAGCUAACCUGGCAGGGCACGCACCGACUACCCCGACCCCUUAUGCGCAGGCUGUGGCACCCCUGCCUCCCAGCACCAACGCCUUGCAGCCCCGGCCUCCUAGCACCCAGCAGAACGCCAGCAAACAGAAUGGUGCAACUAGUUACAGCUCUGUGGUAGCCGACAGCAGCUCAGAUUCGACACUAAGCAGUGGCAAUCAGUUGUUGCCUAACCAGACAGCAUCACACAACCCACCCAGUGCUUCCACGAAGACGAAGCAGGUGAAAAGUGGGCACCCGAUAGGUGCUGGCCUGCAUUGUCAAGUGUUUGGGCUGCUAAGCACCAGCCUGCAUGCCUAUUCAGUGCUGCAGGAGCCGGGCUACAGCUACAUUGAGCCAGGAGCUUUUCAGGCCCUGGCCCUGGUGGCUGCUGCAGCUCUCAUGCCAGCUCUGUACCCCCACACACGGCAUGAGACCUGCAGCACCCACCAGAGCCAGGGCUGUAGCCUGGCACCUGCAGCACUGAUGGUUCUUCCUUUUUUGUUUGCUCCAGCUGACAUCUUAAUUACUAGCACAACAUCUCAGCCAGCCUCCAACCAGCCCCCCAUCCAGCUAUCAGAGGUGAACAUCCCCCUUUCCCUUGGGGUGUGCCCUCUGGGGCCCGUGCCUCUCAUUAAGGAGCAGCUGUACCAACAGGCCAUGGAAGAGGCCACCUGGCACCACAUGCCUCACCCUUCUGAUUCGGAAAGAAUCCGGCAAUACCUGCCUCGGAAUCCCUGUCCGACUCCUCCAUACCACCACCAGAUGCCUCCUCCACACUCCGACACGGUGGAAUUCUACCAGCGCCUCUCCACAGAGACUCUUUUCUUCAUCUUCUACUACCUGGAGGGUACAAAGGCACAAUACCUGGCAGCAAAGGCACUGAAGAAGCAAUCAUGGCGCUUCCAUACAAAGUACAUGAUGUGGUUUCAGCGGCACGAAGAACCUAAGACCAUCACUGAUGAGUUUGAGCAGGGCACUUACAUCUACUUUGACUACGAGAAAUGGGGCCAGCGCAAAAAGGAGGGUUUCACCUUUGAAUACCGCUACCUGGAAGACCGGGACCUGCAGUGAUGCCCUGGGGCCAGCAAGGGAUGCCAAGUUUUCCUUCCAGAGACAGCUGUGGUGGUGUGCUGGGGGCGGCGGCAAAGGAAGACCCACCUACCCCUCACCUCUGUUCAUCUUCCUCCCCAGAUCACAACUGGGGUGGGAGGGGGCAAGCCGCAUGUUUUUUAAAAAAUGCAUGCAAGUUUUAAAAAUGACCGCAGGACAGAGGAGGAGGGGCAGCAGCAGUGGCAGGCUCCUCCUCUGCCUUUUCUUUGCUCUGUUCUGCCUGUGAAGAGGUCAGAAACGGGGAAAUGCCCUUCCUGCGCACCAGGUUUGGGUGCCAGAGUGGAGAUUAAAAGGGAAAAAAAAUGAGAAUCCCACCAAAAGAGUGACUUCCCCCGUUCUCCAUUUUGUGUGUGUGUUCUAAAUAAGAGCAUUUCAGUCCCGUAAUUAUUUUAGCAAACACAAACACCCCACUUGCCCUUUUGCCAGCCCUCUCCAAACUUUUUUUGGUGCGAACUCUGUCCCCCAUUUGGCUAGAUGCCCAAGUAUGAUCUUGACCAUAGUGGGUCCCAUGAACCUUUAAAGUGACCAUUCUCUGACCUCCUCGUCCACUUGCCACUGCUGGAAAUGGCAAAUUGGCAAAAAUAAUAGGAUUGCAAAUUUGGACGCAUCAGCCUCAAGUUACAAAGGCUCCCCGUGACCACGGAAAUUCUUGUGGAUUGGCUCCUGUCAGUUUUUGGCCGCCAUAAUUUUUGACCUGCGUUUUUUGCAAGUUUAAGGAUAACCCCUUAAAGGCCAUCUACCGUCAUCAUGCCCUUAGUCAUCCUCAUUUGGAAGAGACUCUUUCCUGACUGGAACAAUGACUUUUGGGAUUUUACCUUCUCCCCCCUCCCCAACGCUGCUUCUCCUUUCCAACCUUCCAAAAUAUUGCCACCGUAAAUUUAAUAAGCGCUUGUAUCUAAUCUGCUGCUCCUCCCACAGGAAGACACCCCCCUCCCCAAUAAGACUUGCAAUUUAUUCCUAAUUGAAAAGGAGACAUUUGGGAAAACUUGUUUUUUUUUGGGGGGGGGGGGGGCGGAGGUGGGACUGAUCUCUCUUCUCAUCCAGCCCCCUGAACUGGAGCAUCCUGCCCAUGCCUCUGUUAAGAUAUUUUUUCGUAAGCCUAUUUUCAUUUUGGAAAAUAUUUAUGAAUAAAUAGUUUUAUAUGAGUGUU